AUGGCGAGGAUCGCCUCCCACGCCUGCUCGGAGGCCUCGGCGAGGGUAAGAAAUAAAACCGGCGCGAUGAAUUCUUUUUCCCGCGAAGGCGGGUCGACUGAUCAGGCGGGUCCGCGUUGCCCAAAGCGGCUCGCGGGGAACGUGUUUGAGCCUCCUUCGGUGCUGGACUGGCGGGUGCGCGAGCGCGAUAUCCGUCCCUCGCCCUCCUUCUUCCUCCACCGCCUCCUCGGCGCGGGCGAGGAUGCGGUGCGCGCGGACUUUACUGCGCUGCUCGCGGGCCGGUCAUUCGAGGCGGUGCUGCCGAACGUGUGGUCGCAGUACCUCUCCGACAUGCGUCUCCUCGACGCCCUCGCGCAGCACUCGGAGCGGCGCCGAGCGGCCAGCGAGGCCGAGUGGCAGGUGGUCGACUGCGCGGCGUACACCUCCCGCGUGCUCGGCAGCGUCACCAACCGCACCGAGGCGCAUCACGAGCGGAUGCAGGCGCUGCUCGGCGCGCUGCUCGCGAAUCCGCUGUGGAGCGACCGGCGCGCAAAGUGGCUCUUCAUCCAGCCGCAUUACGACCUGAGAGGGACUGUCGGCCGGAAGCUGGCCGAGGCCCUCGUCAUUCUCGCGACCGUCGACCGCGACGGGGCGCACAUCGGAAGCCAGAUGCCCUACUUCGACCUCUACCGCCGCGCGGUGAUGGUGCCGCACGUCGCGACGCCGGAGCUCGCACGGACGGCCCGGCUCUGCCUUCCCGGCUCCUGCCCCGCCGACGCGUCACGCCGAGGCUACCUCUUC
This is a messenger RNA of Emiliania huxleyi CCMP1516, 780 nucleotides long. RefSeq lists its product as hypothetical. Lineage: Eukaryota; Haptophyta; Isochrysidales; Noelaerhabdaceae. The annotation marks the transcript as partial. The record is from RefSeq and is a predicted model, not a curated record. The transcript has 4 exons.